Molecule: messenger RNA, 2455 nt
Organism: Stegodyphus dumicola
Lineage: Eukaryota; Metazoa; Arthropoda; Arachnida; Araneae; Eresidae
Product: nose resistant to fluoxetine protein 6-like
Molecular function (GO): acyltransferase activity, transferring groups other than amino-acyl groups
Source: RefSeq, a predicted model, not a curated record
UAUUUCUGUCGCAGAUUUUUUGCAAACAAUUUUGCUAGUUAUAGGGCAGUUUAAGCUACAACCUUGUACGGUAUUGCAAACCUACGUAUCAUUUACUUAUAAACCCAAACAUUUCCGAAAUCUCUGAACAAAAACAGACGACACACUUAUUAAAGGUUAUAAGGUUUUUUAAAUUGUGAGAAAUAUGAAAAAGAAAUUUUUAGAACUCCUUCUGUGCCUCACUGUCUUGGCAGAUAAGACAGUUCUAACAUAUCAGACAAGGAAUACGACGGAAAACAAAGAAAUCGAUUUGAAAGGAAACUUACUUCAAUUAGAAAAUCAGCUGAAAAGUGGAAUGAAGUCCCUAACCAAAAUGAUUAUGCCGAAGAUGAUGGAAAUUGCAGGAACACAGAAAUUGUCCCCCGAGUGUAUGAGAAACGGCUUACAACUGAUCGACGGUUUGAAGAAUCUUAAAACUUGGGCUUUUAGAAUUCUGGAUGCAACCGCUAAAGGUCCAGAUGGCCUAAUCAGCGGCUCAACAACCUUUCUAGGGAACUACGACGAAUGCCUUGGAACUGUAGCACGUAGCAGUCGUUCUAGAGAUCACGGAAAAAUAUUGUUUGCUGGGAAAUACUGUCUUUUGCAAAUAAAGCCCGAAUUACCACCCAAGAGAAGAAUAUAUCGAAUACAUGAUAGAAUAGAAGAAUUUGAAAAUGCAUCAAGCUCAGAAAACAUCAUUGAUGAAAUUGCUUCCAGAUUGCACACAUUUUACUCCUAUGCCCUGAACCUUGGAGUAUGCAUCCCUUCUGGUUGUAAAAAGGAAGACAUUGAGACUCUUAUCAACUCAGUUGGGAAGGAUCUACACUUAGAUGUCAAUGUGUACAGAUGUGAAGUCAAGAAAAAGAUAAACUUCUCCAUUACACAAAUUUGUAUCAUAUCUCUGUAUGCUUUCUUUGGAAUGCUUGUUAUCAUUGCAUCAUUUAUUGAUGCUUGUCUUCAACGCAAAGGUGUAACGACAGAAAGUAAUGCACUUCGAGUUUUGCUGACAUUUUCAAUAAUAAAAAAUUUAUCAAGACUCUUCUGCACUAACAAGCAAAGUGACAGAUUAGCGUGCUUAAAUGGAAUACGUGUUCUUACCCUGUUUUCGAUAAUUUAUGGACACACUUAUUAUUUUCGUGACAUGAACAUUUUCGUGAAUAAAAUGGAAAUUUAUGAUUUGGCCAAGGAUUUCUUAUUUCAGAUAGUACUUAAUAUGUUACAAGCCGUUGAUCCUUUCUUCUUCCUCAGUGGUUUUCUGCUCUGCUAUUGGGUGACAAUAAAUGUUCGAGAUAAGAAGAAACCGUUAAGCAUGCCAUAUUUAAUCAUUCGCAGACUCUUCAGGUUGUUGCCGACUUACUAUUUUGUCUUCACCUUUGCAUUUCUAAUGAGAGAUUUGGGUUCUGGACCUUUCUACCACAAAACACUAGACAGGCAUAUGGGAGGAUGUGAUAAAUAUUGGUGGACAAACCUUUUGCUAAUAAACAACUUUUACAAAUACGAUAAUUUGUGUAUGGUGCACACCUGGUACAUUGCUGCCGAUUUCCAGCUUUUCAUUUUCUCGCUGUGCUUGCUUGUCCUGCUGUUGAAGUGGCCGAAGCUAGGUAUAUCCCUUAGUUUUGUCGUAAUAUUUGCAUCUAUGAUUCAUGAUGGAAUCUUUAGUUACACGUACAAUAUGCCUGGUUUCAGUUUGGUGACUUAUCUUGAUCCUGAAGAACUCAAAGCAUUUCAGCAUAAUAUGUACCUGCCCAUAUCUCAUGCAGCCCCUUAUUUCACUGGAAUACUCAUUGGCUACUUAUUAGCUACAAAACCGGAUUUGAAGAUUUCUAAGUGUUUUCUAAUUCUGGGAUGGUUGCUGGCAAUUACGUUGACUUCAUGUGUGGUAUUCGGGCCUCGGAAAUGGCAAAGCGGAACUGAACCAACAAUUGCUGAACUCAUUGCAUAUGGUUCUACUUACAAACUUGCUUUCGUCUUGGGAGUGGCGUGGACUGUAGUUUGUUGUUUUACUGGGCAAGGAGGCUUCGUUAAUUACUUGUUAUCUUUGAAAAUAUGGACACCCUUAGCUCGUCUUACUUUUCUCAUGUAUCUUAUUCAUCCAAAUCUUCAGCUUAUAUACGCUGGAUGGACAAAGGCAGCCUUCCCUAUUGAUUAUUAUGUAUUUGCAUGGCUGGCGUUUGGGCAUUUGUGCAUCAGCUUCCUUCUUGCUGUUAUCGUCAAUAUGAUGGUUGAAGCACCUUUUAUGUCUCUACAGAAGAUGGCAUUAGGCACAUUCGAGGGUAUUCCAAAGUUAUCAGCAGAGGACAGGAAUGUGGACAAGGAUAAAAAUUUAAAUGGUUAUAAAGAGAAAAUGUCUAUUAACGAAGCUAUUACACUUUCUAAUAAUACACCUGAAUGUGUUGAUACAGACAAUAAAAGCACUGUAACUAAAUGUUAAAAAUUU